CAUUACAACUACCCUGGUUAUUCUUCAUUAUCAGUAUUGCUUGAUGUUCUGAAUGAGAAGUUGAAGAAUCAUAUUCCUGUAAUUAGCGUGAUAAGCAUCAUGGGAACAACGGAAGAGAGUGCUGUUGAUCCAUUGGACGAGAUCUUGAAUAUCCGCGAUCAGCUGAAAAAGCAGGUACGACAGUCUUUUUUCAACAUAUGCGCUAAAAACGUCAUCAACUUUUCUCUUUCUUUUAUGUGGAGUAAAUGAGCUUUUACAGUUGUAAAAUACAGAGCACACCAGACAUGUAGACAGUACUACUAAAGUUCACACCCUGUUCAAGACACUGAAUAGUGAAAUUGUGUACCCUGUUCUAGACUUCGCCUAGUCCUUGUACGGCGUUUCCCAGGCCUCCUCCGUCAAUUCACUUCGGUGACGUAUCUGAGGCUCGGACCACGUGACCCGAAACGCAUUGGCCGCAGGAAUAAUAAGGCCUAGGGACUAGGCAAUUCACUUCGGUGACGUAUCCGAGGUUCGGACCACGUGACCCGAAACACAUUGGCUGCACGGAAUAAUAAGGCCUAGGGACUUGGCAAUUCUAGACUUAAGGCCCCAAAAACCAUACUCUAGUUGGCGCCUUGGCGGUGCAUACCCGUUUAGGCCAAGUAAGGGAGUGCUCUCCCCAAGGGGGAUAUACACAACCUAUGAAUAGCAAUCAUGUCUUUUCUUGAUCAGGGGCUCAAUUUUAGCAUCCACGCGGACGCCGCCUGGGGAGCUUACUUUGCGAGCAUGCUACGGGACCCACCAGCAGGCCUAUCCAAGCAGAACGUUGAAGACGAAGGGUUUGUUCCUGAACUUUCCCUCAAUGAAUUUGUCAUCAAGCAGAUGGAGGUAUUUCUAGCCCUUAUUUAAACCCUAACAUCAAAAUUCAAAUUCUCAUCUGAUUCAAGUGCACUUGGUAAUCUUAAGUCGCUCUGUAGAACACAUGUCUUCACACUUGUUGACAAAGUAUAUUACUUGAAGUAAAAGCUGUCAAUCUCUCCCUUCAUUCAGGGAGAAUCUUGGAACCGCUGAACGUACACAUAGUGCAAAUGGCUUCCAUUUCUUAAUGGUCAAGUGUGUUCUCAAGUGUCGUGCAGACCAUACUUGGCCGCGAACUUCGGCUUCUUUGAACUACGAACGUUUCCAUGGUCACCAAAUAACGUUGAAGUAGCUACAUUUUACCCCUUCACACUCAAAGUAGGUUCUAAGUACGCUUAAAUUAUACUUGAAGCUCUAGUGAGAAGCCAACAAAUUUGCAUACAUCUACAGUACAGAAUGCGAUUUAAAAUUAUAGUUAUUACAAUUACAUGUACAAAUUAUUUGUCUAUGUGUUUCUUUAAGAAAAUUAAAGAAUGUGACACUAUCACUGGCGACCCACACAAAUCGGGAUUCUGUCCGUAUCCGGCAGGUGCAAUAUGCUAUCGCAAAAAGGAGCUGAACAAUUUUGUCAACUUCACGAGCGAAACAGUUUAUUAUCAUGGGAAAAAUAACCUUGGGGAUCUGGGCAUUGAAGGUUCAAAGCCUGGUUCGGCUGCCUCGGCCGUGCAUAUGGCCAACAAGGUAAUCGUUUCCUUUGUUAAUUUUAUAUUUUGAGAGAAAGAGGGAAGAAACGUCAGUUCUUUGAGAGGAUACUGAUAAAGACAAAAAAUUGGACAUAUCAUAUUCGGAUGCAGUUGUUCAACACAGUGUAAUGUCACAGCAAUCGGUUUCCUGGGAGCACUACUCUCUUCUUUAAAGCUUCAUUUCGCUAUAAACGCUUUCUCCUGACCGAUUAACCCACGACUGCUUCCCUAGUGGACACCUUAAUUUUGAACCCGCCGCAUGCGCUUUAUAAGCUUAAAUUUAAAACGAAAGUGAACAUGCCUCUUAAAUACAGGUUGUAGCUAAAACCAGGAGAAUCAUCAGGUGGAGAUGUGCUUCGGAAAUGUGGUUUUCAGGAUGUUUUAAGAUAACUUUUAAAUUCCGAUUUCUCAUCAGUAGAUUAGGAUUUAUGUCAGCCAUUUGCUGAUUAAACUUGCCCGCUGAUUAAGAUACAACAAGCAAAUGUCGGUAUUCAUUCUCCUUUUAGGUUAUUGGUCUUCACAAGGAUGGUUAUGGCCGCCUUUUAGCUGAAUGUAUGUUUACUGCAAAGGUCCUUUACUGCUACUUGGUUUGCAUGGCAGAAGAUGAUGAAGAUUUCGUUGUUGAGAUGACAAAGCCCCUACCUGCUGACGUCACUAAAGACUACAUAAGGAACAACAUCAUCGGAAAAACCAACGAGGAACUGGCGAAUGUAAAGUGUUAUAGUCAUUUUCACUGUUACGCCGCGAUCUUCGUAAUCACAAUUACUUGGAAAUAGACAGGGUACCUUACAUUGAAAUUAGAUGAUGACUCGUAGAAACAAAACAAUUCCCAGUAAUUCCCAGUUUGAUUAAAGUUGAUACCUCCGUUGUCUACAAUUCAUACUGCACUUUAUACUGCAGUUCAUACUAGUUAGCGUUAAGUCUCCGGGCGUUGGAUACAGUUUGGUUUAAUUUGUACUUGAUGGUAGUUACCAAAUGAUCAAGUCGAAGGGGCAUAUUAUGAAAUGGAUUUUUUCGUUUCGAAUUUGGAGGGGUUAUAUUCAGUGUGUUACAAGGUGCCCUGCUAUUUGAGGCCGAGUUACUUUCCUGAAUUCUACGUUGCGCACUGUUUUUCCUUCUCAACAGGACGAUGAGCUGAUGAAAAUACUUCGAAGAGUUGGCCCUGACACUUUGAUUCCCUGCUUCGCAGUUAAUAUCCGUGGUAAUAAGGAUGUUCAAAUAGCCAACGAAGUCAACCAAGCAGUUUUUAACGACCUGUCUCACAUAUCAGCUGAAGAAACAAGCAAGCGGAUUCCUUUGAUUGUGACUCUAUCCACCAUGGAAGCUCACAAGCACCCUUUAAAAGCAUUCAAGAAAAGGCUUGGGGUACGCAUGCCAAAUACGGCUUUAAGAUUCUAACAGUUCUUACUAACAUAAGCAUGAAAAUCUCCUUCGAGGGCACCGGAAAGGCUACUGUAGCAAAUUUAAACUUGGGUUGCACCUUGUUUACUUUGAAACCCCAUCAUAUGCAACAACGUCCUAGAUUGUGCGAGAAAGGCUUGUUACUAUUCCAUAGCAAUAACUCGAGACCGGCUGAGGGGAAUAAAGAUGGGGAAAGUACGAUUAACUAGCUUAAAAGCAGAAAAGUAAAACAAAGUUUUGUGUCAAUUCUUUUCAACUUAUUAUGACUAUAAUAAUAAUAAUUAUUAUUAAUUAUUAUCAUCAACUCUCUUAUUUUUGAUGAUCAAAUAAAGCUUGACCCCAAAAACACAGAUGGAGUGAAAUACAUUAUAACAACCUGUUUGGAUCCGUGGUCAACCUCACUGGAUUUUGUGGAUGACAUGGCUGCCAUACUGAGAAAUGCCACCCUUAACGCCAUUGGAACAGUAAGUGCAUAGGAUGGGAUUCCUGUGUUUGCUUUCACACUACAGGAGGGGUUCCUGUGUUUACUUUUACACAACAGGACUAACUUCUUUGGCUGAUUGUUUUCUAACCGUGACAUGCGAAAAAUCAAAAGAGUUAUGAAGGGAAAAAAGCACCUAUUGCUAUCAACAGUUUUUCAUAGCAAAAUGACAGGUUAACGAGAAAAUUGAAGCAGCUAAAUUAUAGGCAGAAAUAAGCAUUAGUAAAUUACUAAAAAUAUUCCUAAGAUGGAUGAAAACAGUUCCUUAACUUUGACAAUAUCAUGAACAAAAAUGAUUGCUCUUUCGGGGUUAACCUCUACCGGUAUAUGACUUCUUAAGUAUGAACCGGCUAGGGAGCAUAUUUGUCGUUUCAAAUUAUCUAACACAUACUUAUUCUCAUUGGCACAUGAAUACUGGUUUUUCACCUUGGAAAAAAAACAAUGACAUCCACUUUGGUUUUACUUAAACGUUCCUGAGAGUUGUCAGUUCUACGCUUUAAAUAAGUAACAGUCUUGGGGCUAAUAUUGACUUAACCAAGUCUAAAAGCGGAGCUCGUGCGCAUGGAUAGAUAAACACAUUUCCUUACCCAUGGUAUCAGUUAUAACUCUUAUUACUUUCUUCGUGAAUUUUCUUUCCAAAUUAGGUUCAGGACCAAGAGGACAACCACUCCUUUGUCAGCGGUGACAGGGUGAAUGCAAACAAAGAAAUCUUUGUCUGCUAUGUCGGCAACUUCAACCAGCUUCAGCGUCAGUACUUCGCGGUUGCUAGGUUCCGUUUUACUUCUGAUGAAGACGUGCGCACAUUUGAGGAUAAGUCAAGCACCACCUCCAAACCGAUCGUACUGCGAAGUUCCCAGAAGAAAAUUCUCCAUAAUGUCUUGUACAACGACACCGGGUCGCUGGAAGAGGAGUUUGACUUCUACGAAGGUCUUCCAACUGAUAGUAGUAAGCCCUUCAUGCUUAAAAGAAAGAUGAAAGUCGUUGAUGUCCCUCGCUAUGAUCAUUUUGACAAAGCUGAUGACCAGUACCCUGAGUUCGCCACCUACUUCUUGUACGGCGAUGUAGGAAAUGCUUACCUGUUCCAUUCACCGACUAAAGACCCAGAUUACCUACAGGUAAAGUUAUUCGGGACUAAAUUGAAAUCUUUAACUAGUUUUUUUUUGUUAUAAACAGUUGGCAAUCGUGGAUAAUUGUGCAGACUUGACACACCAACCGGACUCUCAGUUGUCAUGAAGGCAAUCCAAGUUUGUAAUAGGAAUAGGUACAGAAAAGUACAUAGGUGGACAGAAAAGGACAAGCGAGGAGUAAAAAGUACAGAAAAGAAAGAGUUUUAGGAAAUGCUUAUUCGUAAUAAGCAUUUACAGUAUGUACGCAGUCACAAAGUGCUCAAGUAAUUUAUAUUGCACGACUAUAUGGUGUGCCAACAUGUAUUUUAUGCCCGUCACUCAACGUCAAGCUGCUCUCCUCCUUAUUUGGGGAGUAGCGUUGCGUGACGUGACAAAUAACAGCUGUGUGAGAGACUAUUUUGACCCUUUGUACUCUCUUUUGCUUACGAUGUCGUCUUUUUUCUUUUUCAUCGCCUAGAUUGUACGUCUUGUAGAAGCCCCUUCUGGUCUCGGUGAAUCUCAAGAAAAAGAUAUGAUCCUCAAACAAGGCGUGAAUGCUGAGCUCUUGGAUGUCCCUGGAUCACCUCAGUUUGGCCCGGACGGAAAGACUGUUGACCCUCUGCAAAACCCAACGAGCCAGUACGAGAUAAAUUUCAUCGGAAUUGAUGGGAAGGAAGUGAAAAUUCCUGUUGUGAUAAAACAGAAGAUUUGGUUUGAUGGCGAAGUUUUGAACAAGUCCGUGGUAUCUUAA
Molecule: messenger RNA, 5322 nt
Organism: Porites lobata
Lineage: Eukaryota; Metazoa; Cnidaria; Anthozoa; Scleractinia; Poritidae
Source: the annotation of a GenBank genome assembly